GCUGUCAUAUCGGAUUCAGUUAACUUCUGUUCCGUGAACAAGUGGCAUUGGAGCUAGUGGAUAGACAGCUAUUGCUUUCUAGUUAAAGAUAAGCGAUCCUUAUUUUAUUACUGAGUGUUUUACGUACCGAAACGUGUUAGAUUUAUAAGCUAUUAAUUGAAACGUAGUUUCUGUGGUUUUAAAAUUGUGCGAACAAAUUUGGAAAUAGAGUAUAGAAAAAUGGUUAAAAUUUCAAGCGGCAAUACGAGUGACGAUUUUCAUACUUCUGAACAAUACAGAGAUUGUUCAAAUUUGUUGAAAGAAGCAGAAGAUCCUCCAUUGGAAGAAUUGGACCCAGCUAUUCUUAGUUGCGGAUUGCCAGCGAUUAUGCUUUCGGACAUUCAUCCGAUACUAGCGGCUCCUAUACGCUACACAGUUAGCCAAUUGCAAGCCAUCCGUAAACAUUCACUUAGUUUCCGACGUCCGGCUAUAGCCGAUGAUCCUAAGCUAGCCCGUUUCGGCAUAUGGCGCCCAUCGAAUGCGCAUAGGAAAUCGUGCCUCAAAGAACGAAAACCCAACCGAGUUGAUGAAACGAGCAAAGAACGUUCACCCAAUGCUCAUCAUGGCCGCGACAAUGGAUUUGUCGCUCCAAGAGUUCGUCGCAACUAUGAGUUUAGUAAUCGCAAUCACCACGUGAUUGUGAAGAGCUACAAAAGUGAUGAGUAUCAUCGUCUGCAGGAUACAGCUAUAGAGGAAGAGCCCGAGUGGGUAGCCUCCGGCCCAACAUCUCGUCUAGAUACAAUUGAACUACACGGAUUCGAUGAUGACGUGUCAAUGAGUGCCCUUUCGACAUCCCAAACAUCACUGGAGAAAAUCGGCUCGACCGAAUCGAAGGUUGCCGGCAGCAAAGCCACCGGGAAACAUAUCUCGUUCUACGACGAACUGCAUCACUAUGAGCAUGUACAUUCGAAGCGUACAGGGGGCAACGUUUCGAAACAGCACGAUACUUCUUCUGGAAGAGAGAACGAUAUGGAAAGUGUGGCUACUUCAAGCACUGGUUCGCCUCCACCGGCUCGGAGCACUCCGACCAAAAGUAUUUCUGACACCACCAAUAGUUAUACAUCUGGACAAAAAUUGUCUCAACAAUCACAAAAUAACAGCAUUAAUGUCAACAACUUCGAGGAGUUUAUGAAGUUUGAAUCGCUGUUCGGGUCGGACAAUGGUUCUGUCGGCCAAACAGGAUCUCGUUUCAGUAAAUGGUUCCGACGGGGUAAUAACGCAUCCAACCAAAUUUCCCAUCAAGACGUACGCCGAGCUUCGUAUCAUCCUUCCAACGAUACGUUUGGCAAUGUUUACAACGCAAACGGACAACGUUACCAACAAGAACGGCACCCACAACGCUUCUCGAACGGGACGGCGCAGUGCCCUCGUAGCUACCAAGGACCGGCUGCUUUCGAACAGCACAAUCCAAUAAAUGCGGCUGCAUCGAACACGGCUCUCAAACGGUUGGUCGAGAUGGUGGCCCAGAACCGAGCUAACAAUAACUUGCUUGCACAGCAGCAGUACCUGAUGCAAUUGCUGAAUAAAAACCAGCAAAGUGAAAUAUUACGUCGCAUGCUUAUGAAGAACACUGUGGAUAAUGCAGCCGAUUCCGGUCAGCAGCAAGCACCACCGCAACAGCCACAACAACCCCGUAUCCCGACGCAACGUGAACUUCAAUUCCAUACUCAGAGCAUCAUGCAGAACGCUCUGUUACGCAAGAAGCUGCAGGAUCAACGCAAGAUGCUCUUUGAGCAAAAUAAUCAGAUGGCAGUCAUGGCUGCUGCAGCAGCCGUCUCGGCUGAACCGAAUGCAACUGUUCAACAAUUUGUUCAAUCGGUUUGCCCGAACGUCCAACGGAGCCUUUCGGUUCUCGGCCAAACCAAAGCGAACCAACAUAAUCAGCAGAAAUUUGAUCAAUCGUUCCUUAACGGAAGUGGCCAAACCCAGCACGAUCUGUCCGCUUCAUUGCAGCAGAUGCUGCUCUCACCCCCUCAACAGCGCUCGGUUGGGUGCCGCUUCGGAAAGGCCUAGGACCUCAUCGCAGUGCAUUACUACUUUAUCGUUAACAUGAGAGUUGAUUUCUCUAAGUAUAUAUCUUCCAGUCUAGGAAGCGAUCUAUAGCAAAGUUAGCAUUCGUAUUUUUUACAAACCAUUGUUCCUUUUUCUCUUUUGAAGAUGUAUGUGUUAUGUUGAGAUUGCGCAUAUUUACUGCUAACAGUUUGUUCCGUUUUUUGUAUCUACUUUUUUUAGCAGAAUCGUGGCAAAAUUCAGGCUCGCACAGGUGUGCGGCACCUAAACUUUUUUUUUCACUCUGGUAUUAGUUCUAAGACGAUUGUUUGUAAAUUACAAGAACAAAAAGUUCAACUAUGUAGGCGAUCAUCAAAGACGUCGUAUUAUAUCGUUAUAUUUCCAUCUCUUAUUAAUCAUUGUUAUCGAACAGCGCUAAGCUGGCGAUAACUAUUAGUACAUAGUUUUAAACAAACUGAAUUGGAUAUAGUAAAUUUAUAACCCAAACUUUAUAAUAGAUAUUUGAUUUUGAAAAUA
Molecule: messenger RNA, 2565 nt
Organism: Wyeomyia smithii (pitcher-plant mosquito)
Lineage: Eukaryota; Metazoa; Arthropoda; Insecta; Diptera; Culicidae
Gene: cup
Product: protein cup
Exons: 4
Coding region: 220-2052 (610 amino acids)
Biological process (GO): negative regulation of translation
Cellular component (GO): cytoplasm; nucleus
Molecular function (GO): mRNA binding
Source: RefSeq, a predicted model, not a curated record